Messenger RNA from Nestor notabilis (Kea), 440 nucleotides. RefSeq names its product PRKC, apoptosis, WT1, regulator (gene PAWR). NCBI's taxonomy places the organism in Eukaryota, Metazoa, Chordata, Aves, Psittaciformes, Psittacidae. The transcript is spliced from 3 exons. Gene Ontology annotation, biological process: positive regulation of apoptotic process; apoptotic process. The annotation marks the transcript as partial. The record is from RefSeq and is a predicted model, not a curated record. Gene Ontology annotation, cellular component: cytoplasm.
CACAGCUAAUGCACCAGAGGAUGAUGCUCCAAAUAGAUAUUCCCGAACAGACAGGACAACUUACAACAGAUACAACAGGGAUACAAAUUCUUCUGGCAGUUCCAUACCAAGUAACGCUUUGGAAAAGAGGAUUGAGGAACUUGAAAGGGAACUUGCAAAGGAGAGACAGGAAAAUGCGAGAUUAGUGAAGAUGACACAGGACAAAGAGGAACUAAUUGGAAAGCUGAAGGAAGAAAUUGAUUUAUUAAACAGGGACCUAGAUGAUAUAGAAGAUGAAAAUGAACAAUUGAAGCAAGAAAAUAAAACCCUCUUAAAAGUUGUUGGACAGCUGACAAGGUAGAAGAUUCAAGCCUCAAUGAGGAAAGAUUUAAAAACUACUGAUUGAACAUUAAGGUCAAUAUAGUAAUAAUUCCUGUGUUGCAGUAUGUUACAAUAACUGU